AAAGGCUGGGCACAGAUGAUUAAUACAUCUUCACAGCUCGCCGCUUAGUCCAGCCCGCCUGGAUGAGCUGGGGAUGGAUGUGCAGGGUUCAUGUGGAGCUGCUCGGGUUACUGUGCGGAGCUGGAGCUCAGGUUGGUCGGUGCUAAAUCGGCUGUCCCCGGUUUGUGACUGCGGUUCUGCAGGUGAAAUGAAAGGAAAAUUCAGCACAGACAGUGAAAUGAAAACUCAGCCGGUCGUAGCCCUUAGAGCAAACCCGGCUCUGGAGGAGCAGGUUGGGUCCACUCCAGCUCCCAGCUGCUCUGUCCUGAGGUUUGAUCUCAGGGAAAAAAAUCCUUCCUGGGAGCAGCUCUGCAUCACAAGGCCUGGCUCUGGACUCUGGCAGGGUCAGAAACCUGCACAUGAAUUACCUCGGAAAAAGUCAGGCUCUGCUCGACGCCUGAAGCGACGGCUGAUGGAGGAAAUACCAGUUGUGAACACCCAGUACAGGUGGAGCACAGAGAACUGUGAGAGAUCUUCAAAUCACAACUUGGGACAGACCAUCCAUCAUCCCUGCCUUGCUCAAGAUAUCCAUAUUUUAUCGGAAUUGCAUCAGGGAAUUCUGAUCCAUUCGACGUGUUAACCCUGUGUUUUGCAGUUUGCUGCCUCCCCAUCUUUCAAUUCAUUCAUGUCAGUUUAUUUCCAAAGCAAUGCAAACACUUUAUUCCCUGGUUUCAUACAUCCUGACCUGCUCCUGAAAACCCCACAGAUAAUCUGUGUUAUUAACCAUGAGAAACACACAGCAGUGAGUGCAUCACUGUCAUCUCUCACUGCCCCCAGUUAGUCCCAGUCUAACCCUUUUAGCCUCAAGAGAAACCAGAUUAUAACUUGUCUGUCAGGGCUGAGGCGGAUUUUACGCAACCAAUGUCGUAAUUAUCGAAAUGAUUACUCUAUCAGUCAGCAGCUUGUUUGACCACAAGACCUUUACAUCUUUUUGCUGAUUCUGGACUUUCUGAAGCAAAGAGAAAUGGUUUCCUGGGUGUAAAGGCAACUCCUGCAGCGCUCAGGCUGUGUCAGAGCAGCCCAGCGUGCAUCCACUGUCAGAAAAUUGAACAGUCAAUAGGAAUUCAUUAAUAGCUGACUAAAUUUUCUAUCUCUUCUGGUUUUAUUCUACUACUUGGAAUGGUGGCCAAAAAAAAUUAUCAAGACUAGGUUAUUUCCUCGCUUCUUGACCCUUUCCUGAAGGAAAUCUGCAUUGGGCAGUCAUAGAGUAGAGCACAAUGAAGGUAACUCAUUUAAUUUUUAAUUUGAGGCAGCGAUUUUCAGCAAUGACCAGACUGUAAUAAGGUUUGUAUUUAGUCUCCAUCUUGCAGGGUGCAGUUAAACUCAUUCACAAACUACAUAAACAAACUCCCUGAGUUUACAGCCCUGGCAGAAGGAGUCACUGAGGCAGCUGCUUAGAGCAGAGCCCAGUUUUAGUGGAGUUCUCUUAGGGCUUGAUUGAGCCCAUGGGCUGGAACUCACACAUCAGCCUGUGGGAGAUGAGAUGCACCCAUAAAUCAGCUGCCUGGUCAUUUUGUGGCUUGCUAAGUAUGGAAAACCUCAAAUCUUACAUCUCCCCUCCUGACUGCUCGUGUUCAUAUCUCAUUUUCCUCCCGGAUGGCUGCGGAUGCCCAGGCGGAUUCUCUCGGAGAUGGAUCGGGGGAAUCCACGGAUCGGGCUGCAGGUGCUGGGAACGGGGCUGUUCAAACACGCUGGCAGCCUGUAACCUUUGUGCCAAAGUUACUCAUCCCAGUCCCACCCACAGGCUUGGCACGGAGCUCUGCACCUCGGGAAGCCUCCUGGCUCCUUAUCACGGUGAUAAAAGCAGCGUGCAUUUGUACCGAGCUCUGCCUGCUCCAGAUCCGCAGCUGCCUCCUCUCCCUCGCUGGCUGUGCCUUGCCUCAGCAGGGGGAAAGGCAGCCACACAAAUUGGCCCCAGGGAAGAGGGGGAAUAUCCCUGGAAUAGAGAACUGCCUGGGAUAAAUGGGCCUCCAGAACGCCAAAGCCUCCUCAGUGAAGCGGGCCAACAUCCUGAUGCUAGGGCUGGAUUCUGCGGGGAAAUCCACGCUGCUCUGCAAGUUCAGGUAUAAAGAUGAUUUUCUAACAAUGCCAACGAUUGGCUUUAAUGUGGAUAUGAUUGAAGCAGGGAAAGAUUUUACACUGACAGUUUGGGAUGUUGGAGGACAGAAGAAAAUGAGAGAGCUCUGGAACAAUUUCCUGGAAGACACCGACGGGCUGCUCUACGUGGUGGACAGCUCUGACAAGCGCCGGCUGGAGGAAUCCAGGCGGGAAUUUGAGCUCAUUUUAAAGAAUGAAUCCAUAAAAAACGUCCCUGUGGUCGUGCUGGCGAACAAGCAGGAUUUGCCUGGAGCUCUGAACGCCGAGGAGAUCACCAGGAGGUUCAAGAUGAAGAAGUACUGCAGUGACAGGAACUGGUACGUGCAGCCCUGCUGUGCCAUCACGGCAGAAGGGCUGCCAGAAGCUCUCCAGAGAGUGGCCACGUUUGCCAGGCACUACAGCAAGUCAAAGGAGACUUUCACCACCCUCAAGGAACUCACUGCCUUUUAAGGAUUUCUAUCAUCCACUUCUGGUGACUCUUAACAGAUUUUGUUGGACAGAUGAAAUCUGGAAACACUGAAUUGUGAAGAACUUUUAUACAUAAAUAUUUAUAAAGAACUGUGACAAUGUUAAAUUCUACUGUUAUACCUGCAGAUAUUUGAUAUACCUGCUAGGAUGUCUCAUACCUGAGACAGGACUCUGUAGCAUUUUGUUAUUAUUUUUAUUUUUUUAUUUACUUGGGGUUAUUUAAGUUGAAUGAUGAGAAAGGAGCAGUUGAGCACACGGAAAUAAAAUAGGUGAGCGGUGUUUAAGUGGCUUAAAAUCAAAUAAAGGUUCAAAUCAAUUUUUUUCACUAUA
Messenger RNA from Parus major (Great Tit), 2934 nucleotides. RefSeq names its product ADP ribosylation factor like GTPase 14 (gene ARL14). Bases 2002 to 2586 code for a protein of 194 amino acids. The transcript has a single exon. Gene Ontology annotation, cellular component: cytoplasm. Gene Ontology annotation, biological process: vesicle-mediated transport; intracellular protein transport. The record is from RefSeq and is a predicted model, not a curated record. Gene Ontology annotation, molecular function: GTPase activity; GTP binding. NCBI's taxonomy places the organism in Eukaryota, Metazoa, Chordata, Aves, Passeriformes, Paridae.